GAGAGGUUAAGAAACUUGACAAAGCUGCUACACUGAGUGAAGAUUACAAUAUAAGUAGUAGCAAACGCAAUUACAAUGUCAAGUACCAAAGUCAACAACGCUCAGGUUUUAAGUCUUAUCCAAAUAACAGGAACAAACUUAAUGGGAAACCUACAAGUGAUAAUACCAAGAGUACACAAGGUAAUACACCUCAGCAAACUAAUGUGAAAUCAUCAUCCAAUUUUUCAAGACAGUUACAGAAACCUAAUGUUGUCUGUUUCAAGUGUGGAAGAGUAGGACACUUCAGUCAAGAGUGUUACCAGAAUCAACAGCAGUCAAAGCCAGUUGGUCAAGUAGUGAAAGGUGACCAGGUGAAACAAACUACGAAGAGCAGUGUGGGAAAGAAUCAGACUCCAGAGAAGAAUGAAACUAAACAAGCUGAAUGUUUACCAACCAGUGAAAAUGUAACCUCAAGCAGUGAGUGGCUUAGCAGUGUGGAGGCAUUUAAGCCAUAUAUCUAUGAGGGUAUGCUGUCAACUCAAGGAGGAAGUGUGCAGGUACCAGUCAAGAUAUUACGUGAUACAGGGAGUAACCAUAGUGUGGUAGUACGUGGUGCUCAUCCUCAGCUGGAGAAGAGUCUCACAGGAGAUUCAGUUAUUUUGAAGGGUAUAGAGGGAGAGGAAGUAACUCUUAUAUGCCGCUUACACCUGUCAUGUGAAUUGGCGACAGAGAAUGUUGAUUUUGCUGUAAAGGACUCACUGGCUGUGGAAGGUGUACAUGUUCUGUUGGGGAAUGAAGUUGGAGGUGUGCCAUUUAUUCCUUGUCCCGUAGUGACAGACAAACCAUUGAAGAUUAGUCCUACAGAAGAGUUGGAGAAGAAUAACCCCCACCUGUUUCCGAGUUGUGUAACUACCAGAAGUAUGAAGAGGACUACGACUGCAAGUGAAGAAACUGAGGAUUUACCCACCCAAGAAGGAUCAAGUGAAGGAAUUUUGUGCUUAGAAGAAUUGUUCCAGGGAAGUGAUGUUUCCCAUAGUGCUGACCAAGAAGAGAUUUCGCAUGAAGAAGACAACGACGAUGAAAAAGAAGAACCUGAUGUUACUGAAGAGACUCCGAGUAGUCAAAGUGUUCCUGAAGACAGUAGUGAAACUACAGUAGCUGAGUUAGUACAUAUUGAGAAUUCAACCCUUGAAGUUGGUCAAGUGACAAGAGAGAAGCUAAUGGACUUGCAGAAGAAGGAUGCAUUGUUAGCUGAUUUGUUCUUCAGAGUUGUUGAUCGAGAAGAGAUGCAACAAACUCCUACCUGUUAUUAUCUGAAGGAAGGUUUGCUGAUGAGGAAGUAUAGACCUACAGAUAUACCAGGAGAUGCUGUAUGGGGCGAAUAUAAUCAAAUUUUGAUUCCAUAUCCGUUGAGGAGGCAAGUGGUAGCAGUAGUUCAUGAGUCUGGACAUAUGGGAAUCAGGAAGACUGUGGAGAAGAUCAUGAAAUAUUUCUUCUAGCCUGGACUUCACAAAGAUGUUAGUAGAUUCUGUCAUGAGUGUCAUACCUGCCAAAUAGCUGGAAAACCGAAUGAAACCAUCAAGAAAGCCCCCCUACAACUUAUAGAAAUUGGACCGCUGCCAAAGACAAAGAAAGGAAAUGAGUAUUUGUUAACAUUAAUGUGUCCUGUGACAAGAUAUCCAGAGGUAAUCCCUAUUAGAAACAUAUCUGCCAAGAUAGUUGCUGAAAAACUUGUGGAGUUUUUCUCAAAGUUUGGUAUACCAGAAAUAGUACAAAGUGAUAGAGGAACAAACUUUACUUCAAAGUUAUUCCAGGAUGUGAUGAAUUUGUUAGGAGUGAAACAAGUUAUCCACUGCUUAUCAUCCAGAGACUCGAGGUGCCUUAGAAAGGUUCCACCAGACAUUGAAAAGUAUGCUGACAAAGUAUUGUUCUGAGUCAGGAAGAGAAUGGGAUGUUGGUUUACCAUUAAUGCUGUUUGAAGUGAGGAGUGCUUAUCAAGAAAGUAUGGGAUGUUCACCUAAUGAAAUGAUUUUUGGUAGAGAUGUGAGAGGACCGUUGAAGAUUCUUGCAGAAAAUUGGGAAGGAAAUCAUUAGGAAAUCCAAGGAGAGUAUGUGAAGAACUUAAGAAGAAGAUUGAAAGAGAUUAGAAAAUUCUCUUUAGAAAAUUUGAAAGUGAGUCAAGAGAAAAUGAAAAAGAGAUUUAAUGCUAAGACUAAGCUAAGAAGUUUUAGUGUUGGUCAACAAGUGUUAGUGUUCUUACCUGUCAAGAGAUUUCCCCUCACUAAUAAAUUUCAAGGUCCUUACAAGAUAAUUCAGAAGUUAAGUGAUAGAACUUAUGUGAUUGAAACACCAGAAAGAAGACGACGACAAAGGAAGAUACACAUGAACCUCUUUAAACCUUAUUUCAGAAACUAAAACUGAAACUGUGUCAAUAACAUAAACAACUUCAUCUACAGAAGACGAUGAUGGCUACGAAUUGGGAGCUGAAAGCAAGAUGAAUAAUUCUUCAAUUUUGCAAAAUGUGGAGGCUAAACUGAAACAUCUGAGUGCCAAACAAGGUGAAGACUUAAGUGAAGUGAUUAGAAGUUUCCCAGGAAUCUUUGCAGAUGUGCCUAGGCAUACUGAUCUGACCAAGCAUGAGAUCAAGAUUCAAGAAGAUGGAAAACCUUUCAAGCAAAGAGCCUAUUGCUUAUCACCUUAUCAUCGAGAUGUUUUGAAGAAAGAAGUUGAGUAUUUGCUGCAACAUGGAUUAGCAGAACCCAGUUCAAGUCACUUCAGUUCUCCAUGUGUGUGUUAGUGAAGAAACCAGAUGGUUCAUUUAGGAUGUAUACUGGUUAUAGGAAACUGAAUUUUAUCAGCGUGGGUGACAAUUAUCCUUUGCCUCUUAUAGAUCAGUUACUUGAUAACAUUGGGCAAGCCAAGUUUGUUUCCAAGAUAGACUUGUUGAAAGGAUAUUAUCAAAUUCCCUUAUAUGAGAAUGCCAAGUUGCUGUCAGCUUUUAUUACUCCUUUUGGACUGUAUCAGUAUACUGUUCUGCCGUUUGGUCUGAUGAACGCACCUGCAAAAUUCCAACAAGUGAUGGAUCAACUGCUAGGAUGUAUAGGAGUAAGUGUAUACCUGGAUGACAUAGUGAUUUACUCGACAACGUGGGAAGAACUUCUGAAGAUUCUGAGGAAAGUUUUCAAGAAACUACAAGAAGCAGGAUUAACAGUCAACCUAGAGAAGUGUGAGUCUGGAAAGGCAACUGUACAGUAUCUUGGGUUUGAAGUUGGUAAAGGCCUUCUUGCUCCAGUAAAUGCUAAUGUAGAAGGUAUCUGUAAGGCUACCCCACCUACUACCAGGAAACAGCUACAGAGAUUUUUAGGCAUGGCUGGAUUCUAUCGUCGUUUCUGCCCAAAUUUCUCAGCCGUAGUAGCUCCCCCUUGACAGACUUAACUAGUCCCAAAGCUUAGUUUGUUUGGACUCCAGAGUGUCAAGAAUCCUUUGAGAAGGUAAAAGCCAUUUUAACUUCAAGAUCAGUACUUCAAGCUCCAGACUUCAACAAGAAAUUUGUGAUACAAGUUGAUGCUUCUGACUGUAGCAUUGGAGCUGUUCUACUUCAAGAAGAUGCAAAUAAUAUCUACCAUCUUGUGUGCUUCAUGUCUUCAAAAUUGAAAAAACAUCAGAAAGUAUACUCGAUAAUCGAGAAGGACACUUUAGCCUUAAUCACAGCAUUGAAAAAGUUUAAAGUGUAUGUGAACAGACCUAGGAAUGAAGAAAUUUUAGUGUUGUCUGAUCACAAUCCACUAUCAUUUAUCCAGCGAAUGAAAAACCAUAAUCAAAGACUGACCAGGUGGUCCUUGUGCUUGCAACAGUAUAACUUACAAGUGCAGCACAUUAGUGGCAAAAACAAUGUAGUUGCUGAUUAUUCAUCUCGUUGCGAAUCGUUGGAUUCAACACCAUGAUAACCAAUCUUCUCGGGGAAGGUAUAUUAUGUGUUGCUACUUUCAAAACGCAUAGAUCCCCUCAUAGACUGUAUGAAAUGUUGUAUAUAGAGUUUUGCAACAUUUUUCAGAUUUCUUAGCUAGCUUAGUUAUAGGAUGUCUUGAAUGUAUGUUCAGAUUCUGCAUAACAUAAUUUAAAAGUAUAUAACGUAGAAUGUAAAAAAGAGAGAGCGAUUAUCUUUGUCCGUUCCGAGCUAGAGGUUGUUUCCCUAUUAUGUCAACGCCUUGAGAUAAGAGAGUCUCGAGGUCUCCGUUGUGUUUUGGGAAUUCUGUCAUUACGUCUGAUAAGGGAUUUCUGUUUCGAUCGAGUCGUGUCUUCAUUGAGCAAACUGGUUUCAUACGCGUACGUCUCUGUCAAUAACCACGUGCAGAUUUCACAAUUUUUCUGUAAAGUUACGUCAUAUUAUAAGCCUCUAGAAACAUUGCAUCAUAUUUUGCAUGCCCAAAACGUUUUGUGCCAGAUCCACUGUCCAGUUUCCGUAAGGAAAAAAACAUUCAUUCAGACCUAAAUCCUCAAAGCAUUCAGACAUCUCUCUCUCUCUCUCUCUCUCUCUCUCUCUCUCUCUCUCUCUCUCUCUCUCUCUCUCUCUCACGCCACUUUUGAGUUUAUAUCAACGUAACGUAAAGAUUUAUACUUAUACAAUGGUCACUCGUAACUCGUAAAUUUAAGAUUUCGGAUUUCUUAGAGUUAUUUAGUAUUAUUUAGUAUUUUUUGUGGAAUCUGAACAGACACUGUACAAGUGUGUAAUGGCGACUAUUUUUGUGAAAUGUUGUGAAUUGUGUAGUGAAAUUGUCAAACAACCUGCAGCAGAAAGAAAUUGGUAUAUUAAGGCUGAACUUUAGGGGCAGCUAACAUGAGAAAGGAAUUUGAUGCACAAGCAGUUUAACCGAGUGACCAUUCAUCCAGUCGAGAAGCGUGUACAUUCGUUUGUAUGGAUGUUAGAGGCCUAAUAGUCCAAGGCACUUGCGAAAGUGACAUUCGUUAAGGUGAACGCCAAGAGGUUGAGCGGUACAUACCGAGUGUCGGGAGAGAACGCCCCAUCGUAAAGGUAGGACAUAUUCUAUAAAGACUUAGAAAACUGUUACCUUUGGAAAAGACAGAGAAGUGUGAAAUACUCUCUUUACGUGAAUACUUUGAAAAUAGUGAUGUGUGUGACAUGUCUUUUAUGCCUUAUUAUCUUUAUUACAGAUGGGUCCUAUUCCAUGGCUAAUCUAGAGACGGGAAUCUCUAACCUGACUAAUACAAUGUACUUAUUGACAAUAUGGGUAUGGGAGAGAAUUCUUAGUCGGGAGGGUAUAAUGUUAACUUACUGGUUUCUUUAUGGGCAGAUUUAGCUUUUAUGCCAUUAUGACUUGUUAAUCAUUUUGUCCUAUUUUAUAACCAACUGCUUUGGGUAAUAAAUAGUAUAUUUUUGUACUUACGAGGUCUUAAUAGCCUAAUGACAUGAUUGCAGACAGAGGGCACUACUGACUACAGGUAAGAGUUUCCAGUUUGUGUAAUUUAGUGAACAGGGGUGGUAGGAACAGUGGUGACAGCGUUUAAGAGGCUUUUUAUAUAUUUUAUAAGCUGUAGGUACGCUCUGAAGAGACGGGUGACCAGUUAGAAAUAGAGAGUCUUUUCUUAUUUGGUAGGAAAAAGGGGUUAUUAAUCUUGUCACAGGCAACUCGAGGCUCUUUUUGCUGAUUCAAUGUGUCCGACAGAGAGAAGCUGUUCGUGACAGUUCAUCUCUCAAGCUAAGUCAGUUUCAACUUCUUGGGGUU
This is a messenger RNA of Macrobrachium nipponense, 5723 nucleotides long. RefSeq lists its product as uncharacterized. Lineage: Eukaryota; Metazoa; Arthropoda; Malacostraca; Decapoda; Palaemonidae. The transcript has 2 exons. The coding region runs from base 507 to 1478 and encodes 323 amino acids. The record is from RefSeq and is a predicted model, not a curated record.